CCUUGCGUACACCAGAACGACCAAAGAGCGGCAACGGCGGCGGCAAGCACGAAGUGCCCUCGCGAUGGAUUCACCGGGCGGCGAGGUGGAGGCAACGAGACUCCAGAAGUUGAUGGAGGAGAGGAACAAUCGUGUGCUUGUGGUGGAGGAGCAGAAGGAAAAUGAGGAGAAGGAGAAGACGGCGGCAAGGGAAGAAUUCUAUGCAAAAGCUAUGAAAGAGUUCCGGGAGUCGAUUGAGGGAAUGGGGGAACCCAAGGAACCCUACGAACAGUUUCGUGAUCACUGGAUGGAAUUAUGGGGCGAAGGCGGCCAUUUUGGCGACUUCGAGGACAACACUGCUAUGCCCCCCAUGCGUUUCACCUUAUGUGGCCCUCGCUCUGGCUGCACCAUGGACACGCUGCAGUUCUUUUAUGUCAAAGUUGCAAGUAUUGACGACAGUCUACAGUGGCCACUCGAUGUGUAUGGGUUCGUUGCCGUACGUGAUGUCUUAGAUCGAAAACGCAACAUGAUUUUCUGCUGCGACAGAGACAACUGCCAAACUAUCAACCAGCAGGACCCGUAUCUAGCACUCACAGGUCCUACCCGUGGUGUUGCUGUGUCAGGUGAUCCUUGCUACUUUGAGGUUAAGUUGAAACUAAAGGGCACUGCUGAAUCUGAGGAUAAAGAUUUUAGCCUUUUUGCUUCAACAUACAGACCUUGUUGCCCCAAAAGAAUGUUCACUAGCAAGCUUAGCACACUAGAGAUGUCAUUUCAGGAGCUUUUCAACUCUGUGGAGGCCACAAUCAGUGUUGAAGUUACUGAUGGGUCAUGGCCAGAUGGCUUUCGUGGUGAAUUUAGUGCCAGCACAGAUAAUCCUCCUGACAUGAAAGUCAAUUUGCUGAAGUGUGUGGAUGAAAAAUUGCCUGCUGGUGCUGAUGGCAAGAUCCAGCUCACACGUAGGGUCGUCUCUGUUGAACUUGAUGGAUUUUUGAAGGUUUCCAUCAUUGCACACUGUGUUAAUGUUAAACCUAAGAUCUGUGAAGCGAUUUUUGCACCUGAGCGUUGUGGUACAAGCUUUAAUUCUGAGAUUGAAGUUGGCUCAUGUCGCAUGAAAGUCACUGUCUGCUGGUCUCUUUUCGGUCUUGGGCCGUAACUUCAAGGCUGGUGGUGUUAAUUGAGUCUCGACGUUUUAAUUCCUUUGGUUGGUGUCUGUCACUUUUAAUAAGUGCUAUACUAUGCCAUACUAAGACAUAGUACCUUCAUUUUUGUAUUGCUAUAUGUAUGGACAAAGUUAGAUUUUAA
Messenger RNA from Lolium perenne, 1281 nucleotides. RefSeq lists its product as uncharacterized. NCBI's taxonomy places the organism in Eukaryota, Viridiplantae, Streptophyta, Magnoliopsida, Poales, Poaceae. The record is from RefSeq and is a predicted model, not a curated record.